Vanessa atalanta (red admiral) is the source of this 1035-nucleotide messenger RNA. RefSeq lists its product as uncharacterized. The transcript has 9 exons. NCBI's taxonomy places the organism in Eukaryota, Metazoa, Arthropoda, Insecta, Lepidoptera, Nymphalidae. The coding region runs from base 1 to 1035 and encodes 344 amino acids. The record is from RefSeq and is a predicted model, not a curated record.
AUGCCUAAUACGAGUUCGUGGCAAGUUGACACUGGCAAAGAGACUGUGCUGAUCGCUCUCGUGAGACUGGACCAAGAUAUAGCAAGUAGUGAAAAACUCCAUCCAGCUCAAAGGCUUGCGGUUGUGUCGGCAGAACUUCAAAGCAUACAACAGGAAAUUAAAGAAUUUGAAGAAAUGACUAGUCCAGUGGCUAAUGCAGAAAGUUAUGCUAAGACUAUGCAUCAGAUCUUCGUCAAUUUAGAUCUCUACAGACGUCCAAUGUUAGCGUCAGAAAAUGAAGAUUUUGUCGCUAAUGUUAAUAGAAAGGAAAUGCGUAAGCUUGAACUAAUUUGGCUUCGGGUCAGAGAAAAAGAAUUGCAAAGCGAAAAACGAUCACUGCACGCACAAUUAUUGCGUAUACGUACUAUGUACACACAACUGCAGCAAUUGUUGAGUUGCUUAUGGAGCGAAAACCAACGUCCAGAAAUACCGUUAGAAGUCGCUUGCGAGCGUGCGAUUGCGUUUCGCGAUGCACUCGCUUCGGUCAGUGCUCGGUUACGAGCAGCCGCUGAAAGUUCUCACACAGCGCUGAAGUUGCUAGAUGAUGCAUUGCCAGCUUGGAAACUAACAACAGUGGGCAAAAGCGGGUGGGAACGAACACGCGCAUGUUCAGACGCAUGCAGACUGCUCGUGCACGCUCGGUGCGGAGAGCGCGGUGCGCGGCGUGUGCUGGUCGCCACUGCAGCGCCGCGAGCCGCGCGCGCUCUCAGACUCGCCUUGGAUUAUGCUUUUACGGACACAAUGCAUGACUAUAAAUACCAAAGAGCAACAGAGGCAUUUUUACAGUUUAAGGAGGCUUUAGUUCAAUUAGUUAAUUCUAUACAUCAGGUACUUUUAAACAACGUUGAAAAUUUGGCUGUGGCUGAAAAGGAAUUAAUGGAAAAUAGACGAAAACUCAGAGCAGCGAGAGUCAACGACAUAGUUAAUAGAGGCUUAGCCGAUUUAAAAUAUGAGUCAUCCACACUUACUAGUCUUAAAAUAACGCCUAGACAAUAA